AUGAGGAGGCACAGCUGCGUCUGGGCUUUGGUUGUUACGGUGCUCUGGCUGGCAUUGGCCAGUCGAGAGGUCAACGGCGAGACGAGGAUCGAGGUGGAUGAGCACGGAGAUGAAUACGAGCUGAAGCGUUUCUAUAUCCAGGGUAGACAGCUGAAUGGCAGCAAAUCGCAGUGUGUGGUCACCAGAAGAAAGCGUGCGAGUCGCUCGAUGGCCGCACCCACCAUCUCAGUCAGUUCGCAGCAGUUGAGCUUGGGUGCUGUGCCGGAGCAGCUGGCGCUGAAGCAGGAGCAGGAUUCGAGCAAACGCCGCUAUGUGGCGCUGGCAGCGGUGCAACUGCAGCAUCAGGACGACGAGGAGGAUGACGACGAUGAAGACGAGGAGGAUGAUGACGACGCUGCUGAAGAACAGCAUCUGGAGCUCGAGGAAGUGGUCUUAGCUGAUGACGAUGCCGAGGAGCAGGAACAGCAAGUCCAGCCACAAGCUCUACUCGUUGAUGCGGUGCAACAGAAACAGUUCCCAGGCCAAAGCCCGAACAGCUUUGUCACCCUAACACAGAGCGUGCCCGGCGGCGUCAGUGUGGUGGCCAAUGCGGCAACCCAUGCGAAUGUGGGCGGAGAUGCGGGCAUUGUUGUUGUCGAGUCACAGCAGCCGCCCAAGGUGAAUCCCAAUACGCACGCAGUGUUCGAGCUGAAGCCGCUGAAUCAUCAGGCCUACUACCAGCAGCAUGUGGCGGCGGAUGAGCAGGAGGAGGACAUCGACAAUGAUAGCUUCUAUUAUCAAGGCUUGGGCGUCUACGAUGAAUACGAACACUUCAUAACGGAGGACAGCCCGGUGAGCACGUCGGCCAUAUGGAGCACGGAUGGCGAUGAUGACGACAUACAUCCCGUUAUCAAUGAGCCCAAUCGAAAGCCCAAUGAGAAUAAGAAGAGGAGAAAGCCACAGCAGCAGAAGCAGAAACAGAAGCGCCGGCAGCAGCAGAAGCAAAAGCAGCAGCGUAAGAAGCCACAGCAGAAGAAGAAGAAGAAGCGCCCUGCUAACGAAUUGCAGACACUGAAUGGACGUCGCAAGUCGAAGCCCAAGAAGAAGAAGAAGAGCCGGCCAAGCGGCGUGGGCAACAGACGUCGCCGACCCAGCUCCAGUUCCAGCUCCAGCGCUAGCUACAGCUACGGCUCGAUGGGCGGCUAUAGACGCCGUCGUCCACAGCAGACGGAGGCGCAGCGUCGACGCCGACUGCAGCAGAAGCGUCGCCGGCAGCAGUUGCAGCGCCAGCGUCGUCGCCGCAAUAAGAUUCGCCAACAAAAUGGCGGCGUUGGAGGCUAUCGUCAGCAAUAUUUUGGCGACGAGCCGAUCGUCAAUUGCAUCUACAUCAACAAGGAUCCGGCGCCGACGACGACAACAACAACGCCGCGACCAUUCUGGAAUCUGCUGGGACGCGGCGCAGCGCAGCAGCCAGCAGCGGCAGAGCAAGCGCCACGGCGAAACGGCGAGUUCGGGAGCCGCAAGCGCACGAAUCUGAAAUUUGCCGCCUAA
Messenger RNA from Drosophila hydei, 1530 nucleotides. RefSeq names its product DNA ligase 1. NCBI's taxonomy places the organism in Eukaryota, Metazoa, Arthropoda, Insecta, Diptera, Drosophilidae. The coding region runs from base 1 to 1530 and encodes 509 amino acids. The transcript has 2 exons. The record is from RefSeq and is a predicted model, not a curated record.